AUGAGUGCGCUGGACACCGACUACGAGUCGUAUCCAGCACACACUCGUAUCCCAGACGAUGAACUCCUGGGGCUCUACAUUGAGCUCACCAUGAACGGCGAAUAUGACCUCUUGCCGUACGAAGAAGAAUGGCGAGACCGCGGACCUUUGCUUCAAUUUUACGGGUAUCAACUUCGCAAGAGAUAUGACAUGGAUUGGCGUCCAUCCUGGGAGGAUACAGACAUUAACCCAUUCUUUUGCGAAGAUUCCAUCGACUCGAGCACGCCAAACGUCAUGGACGCCAUCCGCAAAGACGACGGCCUGUCCGUAGCAAUCAAGGCAACCCUCGGCUGGACGAGAGAGGCCCAGAUUGCGUUUUUGUUCACCGACGGAAACGCGAUAGAAGAGCCGAGAAACCACUGCGUCCCCAUCCUCGACACUUUUAUCGAAGGCGAUAUUGUCUACAUCGUCAUGCCGCUGCUUCGCGCCUUUAAUGAUCCUCCCUUUGUCGCCGUAGCAGAGGUCGUCGAUUUUGUCGACCAACUCGUCCAGGGCAUCGAAUACAUGCAUGAACAAAACGUCGCCCACCGCGAUAUCACCCCCAGCAACAUUAUGAUGGAUGCCUCUCAGCUCUAUCCAGAGGGCUUUCACCCCGUUCGCCAAAACCUUUCGAGAAACGGGCUUGCCGAGGUGGUGGGCGUUAUGAGGAUGCACGCCCCCGUCCGUUACUAUCUGAUCGAUUUCGAUUCGGCAAUCGCGUUUGAAAAGGGUACGCCCUCGCGGGACAAGUAUGCAGAAGGCAAAGCGGGCAGUGAUGAAGACGUCCCCGAGUUCAAGGUCAACUCGCCCUAUGACCCCUUCAAGGUCGACAUCUUUCAGUUUGGAAACUUGUUGCGCAAAGAGUUCUUGCUGAAAUAUACUGGCGUCGAGUUCUUGUCGCCACUGGUCAAGGAAAUGACUCAGAUGCGCCCCUCAGAUCGACCAAACGCAAAGACUGUGCGCCUGCGCUUCAAUACGAUUCGCAACCGUUUGACGCAGAGCCAACUCCGCGCACACUUGAACCUGAAAGACUCAACCGAUCCGUUCCGCGAGCGGCUUCAUAGUCUGGGCAUUGAUUCUCUGCUCGAUAGCGACGCCGACGAUUCACCCGAGCAUUCCUCUUCCGAGGCUCCGACUACAGUCACCAGCACGCGAAGCCAUGACAGCUAUUGGUCGGGUGUGCAAAGUAUCGAUUCAUCCGUCACCUCGCAAGAAUCUGUCGAGCAAAACCCGACCCAGGGUCCGCUCUCCAUGAUUACGAACAUGUUCAGCCGGCCUAAAUCCCCUGUUCGGACAGAGUCUCAGGGAUUUGGUAUUCCGUGGCGGCCCACCAACCCUAGAUCGCCAUCACCCGAGCCCCAACUAGCGCCGCCACAGCCGAUUCCAGUACCAAAGGACUCGGCCCGCAACGGACGAUCGCCUAGCCCCGGCCGUCCCAAGACUGGCAAGUUCCCGUGGAGGCGGGACAACUCUCCCGAUUCCAUGUCCACCAGCCCUAUUUUGGCCGUCGUCAAUCAAUUUCUCGCGCCCGAAAAUUCUGUUUAUGCCGAUACUUAUGAUCCGACACCUAAUCGAUCGGGUGCAGAUACUAAAGAUCGCUAUGGCUGGGAUUAUGGAAUCACCAGCCCCCCACCGCCGCCAACCGCGGCACCGGCUAAAGUCUCCGCAACGCCUGCCCCAGCUCCAGCUCCAGCGCCAGCACCAGCACCGGCACCUGCCAAGCCGAGUCCAAAUGAGCUUGGAAAGAACCGACGCAACACCGUGAGCAAUGCAGCACCACCGCAACCCGCUGCAGCGUCGAAGCCUACGCCGCCGAUGAAGGCGACCAUCCCAGCAUCCAUGUUUGGAGAAUGGGAUAACCCAGAAACUUACUUUGAAAAGCCAGCCCCUUACUCGUCCAAUGCAAAGCAAGCAAAGUCUACCAGCACACUCCCUACCUUUUUCAACCCGACCAACCAAUCCGCGUGGGACGAGCCAGCCGUCAACGGCAGUUAUGAUAUGCCAGAGAUUGAAAUCGUUCCGGAGGAACCUCCCUUCUGGUCAGAGGCUGCUAUUCGCGCUCUGAACCAAGCACCACCUGCAAAGCCUAUGUCUACUAAGCCCAUGGAAGCAAAGGAGCCUGUUGUCGAGAAGAAGACAAAGACGGCCAAGUCCCCCCCGGCUACUCUCUCCAAAAAGUCUGCCAUCGCUGAGCCUAUCACUUCCCCAACAGACGGCUCGAUGAUUGCCAUGCUCCGCAAUAAUGUAGCAUCGGCAGUACGACCAUCUAUUGCACAUAUUGCGAACCGUAAGAGUACGAUUGCAGUCGAGGAUGGAACCCCGUUCAACACCCCUCCAAAGUCCAUUGCAAGACUUCCUAGUCCCCAACCCGCGUCACCACCAGCGCCCAAGACCAAGAAGACCAAGUCGAAGAAGGGUAGUAUCUCGGAGAUGCCCAAGGAGCCAGAGAAGGAGGAGGUCAAGGCCGAGAAACCAAAGUCGAAGAAGGAUGUGCCAAAGGCCGCCAGCCCCGUCGUAGACGAUGAGCCGACGAUGCCAGGAGCCUUUGGUUCCGUUGAGCCCAUCAGGAUGGGUCGUCGUGGGAGUGGAGCCAGCAAUACCUCUCGCCCAUCUUCGCCGUUCUCGAUGUUCCGUAGUAACCGAAGCAACAGCAUCUCGAAGAAGGAUGGUCCUCCGACGACGUCCAAGGCGAGCGCUGCAAAGCCAGGUUCCUUUAAGACUGGCGGUUUCAGCUGGGGGUCCAAGCCCAAGACAACGACACAGGUCGACAACACGGUUGAGCCCAUGAACUUUGGCUCUUCUUUCUCUGCAGGAGAUUGGGACAUGGGUGGUGCGUUUGCCAAGGUCGCUCCGACUCAGAGCGCCAUGUCUCCUCGAUCCGAGAAUGUUGGUAGCGAUUAUGAGACCCUCUCAUCUCCUGUCACGACUCCUCCUACCAAGUCGGGAUGGAAGUCCAAGACGUCCUACUUCCCAGAAGCAAAAGCCAGCUCGCCCAAAGAGGAGGAAGAGGACCUCGUGCAUCUCAAGGCGCAGAUGGAGGCCACACCCAAGGCGUCGCUCUACCUCGACAGCUUUAGCAAAGUCAUGCCGUCGUUUGGCUUUGGCGGAUUCUCCAAUAGUGACUUGAACUCGGCGGAUUUCUGGUCCAACCAAGCUGCUCAGCUACUCGCGAGUGAACCGGAGGAAGUGGAGAAUACGUUCAUCCCAGAGCCGACCCCCAUCGGCGCCAAACGUGGUGCAAAGCCCGCGUCAGAGGCUCCCAAGUUUGUCGACGUUGCUGAACCCAAGUCGUUCCCGGUCAAAGGAAAGAAGAUGCCGGCAAAGACACCCGCCAAGUCGCUCUUUGGUGCAGACUCGACGAUGGAGGACGACUCGUGGGGUUUUGGAUCGACCAUGCCGACGAGGAAGAAUGCCAAGCCUGCAGCCAGUGGCGGCUUUUCCAGCUGGUUCGGCAGUACGCAAGAGGACGCCGAAGAGGAAGAGGAAGUGACCGAGACCUACGUUCCGAUCGCUGAGCCCGAGCCCGAGCCAGCUACGUCCCCGGUCGAGGAUAGCUGGUUCUCGCAAGCCAAGCCAAAGGGGAAGAAGGGUGCUGCCAAAGUCGUUGCGCCAGCUGCUCCUUCCGUCUUUUCCAAGCCGGUGAUGGGCAAGAAGGAGCCGUUCAAGUUUGAGCCAGUCCCGACGGAGCAAGAUGAUUGGUUUGAGCCCAAGCCCAAGGGUGCGAAGAAUACCUCUCCAGUCGAGACGAAGCCAGUUGAGGAAGAAGACGACUGGUAUUCUCCUCCAGUCAAGGGCAAGGCGGCAAAGGGCAUGAAGAAGGCUCAGGAGGCCGAGGAGAAGGCUCCUGUUCCCACCGCCGCGUCUAAGACUACUCCAUUCGCGAGCAAGUGGGGUUCCUUUGGCAUGGACGAUGAGCCGAAGGCCACCGAGGAUGAUGAUGACCUCGCUGCGCAGCUUGCUGCCACACUAGACAAAGACGGCAAGGACGCAAAGGCUGUCGUCGCCGAGCCGGAAAAGGUUGAAGAGGCUCCUGCAAAGAAUGCCAUCAAGAAUAACAAUAAUGCCGCCAAGGGUGCAAAAGGCAAGAAAAAGGGCAAACGGUGA
Messenger RNA from Serendipita indica DSM 11827, 4122 nucleotides. The record is from the annotation of a GenBank genome assembly. NCBI's taxonomy places the organism in Eukaryota, Fungi, Basidiomycota, Agaricomycetes, Sebacinales, Serendipitaceae.